Molecule: messenger RNA, 5535 nt
Organism: Macadamia integrifolia
Lineage: Eukaryota; Viridiplantae; Streptophyta; Magnoliopsida; Proteales; Proteaceae
Product: integrator complex subunit 3 homolog
Exons: 9
Coding region: 730-4179 (1149 amino acids)
Cellular component (GO): cytoplasm
Source: RefSeq, a predicted model, not a curated record
UGUUAGGGCUAUGUUUUGGAAGCCAAGAAAAGAAAAGAGAGUAUUUCAGGGCUGCCACAGCUAAAGCCCUCUACCCCAACUCCCCAACCCAACUGAAUCAUCAUUCAAAGCGAAACCCAUGUUCCAGGAUUCACCUGGCCGGGGUGGGGACCUGGGAUUAUGGAGAAGCUUUAUACUCUGUAGUGCUUUCGAUUUCGUACCGUCAAUGGCAUGACGGGUUUGAUCUAUCAAGCCUUUUAGACGAAGAUUAGAGCUGCAUCAUCAAUCAUGGAGAAGCUUGAAGUUCAUAAUAGUGAAGGUGAAGGAUUUACAGUCGAUAAUGCAGGGCGAACAAAGAAGAAGAGAAGAACUGUUUUAGUCUAGAUGAAAGGACCUUUUAAGAUGGAGGGCUUCGAUAUGUUUGUGAUACGGGUAUAUGUGACAGUAAUCACAACCCUAUGGAAGGUAUCCGGAGCUUUGGCUUUUCUGAGUUCUGAUUGAGCGAUAGUCAUCGAAGGGUACUUUCUACCAUCUUCGAUUUCACUGAAGCUGUCUGAGGUCACUUCAAACUUCUUUUGUUUUCAGUUUCCCUGCAAAAUUCAACAUCCCCAACCCGACGGUAACUUCUCUAAUUCUCCUUUCAGAUCUCUUCUGCUUCUGUUUCUUUAGUAUUCCUCUUUCAUUCAUUUUCUUCCAGUUUAUAUCCAUUGAUAACUCUGCUUUGCUUCUCUUACUGUUGAUGGAGAAAGCAUGGCUUCUGAACUAUUCCGAAUCGCUCCUCAUGAAGCCGAAAGCCCGACAGAGGUCUCGCUGAGGGAAGCUUUCGUGCUUCUUCAGAAUCAGCUGAAACCUCCAUUACCUCUAACAAUUCCAUCUCCACCAGAGUAUUUAGAGCUUAAUCGGGCUAUCCUGUUUGGUGUUUUAGUUGAACCUCACCUUGCCAAAACCCAUUUUAUCCACUUAAAUGCUAUCGUAACUGAUGGGUACGAAUUUUUCGUUAGUUUGCUUCUCAAGAUAGUAAUUGAAUCGUACCCUAAAAUUCUCGAAUCUGUGAGGGCUCAAUUGAUAUGGGUUUCUUCAGAGCUCGUCGAUGUUUCGGCUAUUGGGGUUGAUAAUUUGUUGAUUUCCCUGAUGAGGCAAAUUGUCGGUGGGGAUUAUAGUAAUUGGAACUUGUGGUUAUGCAUGGAAUUGCUAAAGACUUUAUUGGCAAAAUGGGAUUGGCUUUUGGAAGAACCAUUUGUUUUGACAAGUGCUCUGUUUACGUAUCUCCGUUUGUUAGCCGAUCAUCAUAGAUUGUAUGGUAGCACACAGUUAGAUGCCUUGAAGCAGAUGGAGAUUGAUUUUUGCAUUAGAGUUUUGAAAGAACAAUUUAGUUUGUGUUUGAGAAUUGGAAGGGACCUUGUUCGGCUUCUGCAGGACUUGGUACAUAUUCCUGAAUUCAAAGCUAUAUGGAAGGACUUGUUAUUGAAUCCUGGUAAAUUUAAGGCUCCAGGAUUUUCUGACAUUUCACAGCUAUACCACUCAAGGACAUCUAGCCGUUAUCUCUUACUUCGGAUUACUCCAGAGAUGGAAAAUCAAUUGCGGUUCUUGCUGACCUAUGUGAAAUGGGGGAGACAGAAGCGUUACCAGCUGUGGUUUGCUAGGAAGUUCCUAGGUGGACCUGAAAGAGAGACCGUUAUCUGUGACCUUGUUCGGUUCAUAUGUUGUGCCCAUCACCCUCCUAAUGAAAUUCUACAAUCAGAUAUUGUUCCAAGAUGGGCCAUCAUAGGUUGGCUGCUGACAUAUUGUAGGAAAAAUCAUGUGCAAGCGAAUGCGAAGCUGGCCCUUUUAUACGAUUGGCUGUUCUAUGAUGAUAAAAUCGAUAAUAUCAUGAACAUUGAGCCAGCGAUCCUUUUGAUGGUGAAUUCAAUUCCUCAAUACAUUGACAUUACUAGCAACCUUCUUGAGUUCUUGUUCCUUCUUAUGGACAACUAUGAUGUUGAACGGAAGGAUGUCAUAUCUCAGGGUGUCUCAGCAGCUUUUGGUAACCUUGUCAGGAAAGGAGUGGUUCACUCAUUGGAUGCUUUGACCUCUUGCAAUGAACUUUCUUCACUUCUCAAAGAGAGGCUUGCAAACAUCUUUCCUCAUUUAAAAUCAGGAGUUUCUAGAGCACACCCCAUUUGUGUUCCUCGCGUUUCCCUCCCACCCUUUAAUUUGCCAAGUCCAUCAAGCACAGAAAGGCGGACAUCAGUUUUGAGGGAGCGAAAGACUCUUUUGUGUGACGGAGAAAAUGGAUUUGAUGAUAAGGUUUCUAAAGCACACCCCAUUUGUGUUCCUCGCGGUUCCCUCCCACCCUUGAAUUUGCCAAGUCCAUCAAGCAUGGAAAGGAAGACAUCGGUUUCUAGGGAGCAAAGGACUUCUUUGUGUAACAGAGAAAAUGGAUUUGUUGAUAAGGUUUCUAAAGCACACCCCAUUUGUGUUCCUCGCGGUUCCCUCCCACCCUUGAAUUUGCCAAGUCCAUCAAGCACAAAAAGGCAUACAUCAGUUUUGAGGGAGCAAAGGACUGUUUUGUGUGAUAGAGAAAAUGGAUUUGACGAUAAGGUUUCUAAAGCACACCCCAUUUGUGUUCCUCGCGCUUCCCUCCCACCCUUGAAUUUGCCAAGUCCAUCAAGCCCAGAAAGGCAGACAUCAGUUUUGAGGGAGCAAAGGACUCCUUUGUGUGGCAGAGAAAAUGGAUUUGAUGAUAAGGUUGUUUCUGCAUCAGAUAACCCAGUUACUUCUUGCAGUGAAGUCAUUGCAGUCAAUGGUGAGCAAUUUGAUGUCAUAGGGAAUUUGAUUAAAAAAUAUCAAGAAAGCAUUAAGCAGUCAAAUGAAAUGGGACUUCAGACUCUAAAAGAGAUAAUAUUGUCAUUUGCAAGUCCUGUUAGCCACACACUUGAUACUGCAGCUGUGGAUGAUUCUGAUCCCAGAGUGGAAGUAUUAGCUUGUCAAAUAGCCGAAUCAUUCAAAUUAAAUGGGUAUAGCAUGUUUUCAUCUCUCGAAGCCAAUCAUGAUGAUGAAGUUCUCUCUGCAACAGCCCUAAUUACGCGUGCCUUUAUAUUUUCUCAAAAUGAGAGGAUGCAGAAGAUGUUUCUAUUCUGGUCAAAAAAUGGUUGUCCAGUGGGAGCACGCUUACUAUGUUAUGCAUCAAGACUUGCUCAUGAGGCAGAGUUGAUGGGAUGCUUGAGGAAUGAUAUGGAUGAAAAUAGCUACCCCAAGCUAAGUUACUCAGAUAUGUCAUUAUUGAAAUGUCAUAUUAAUGGAUUUCUUACUUUUAUGAGUGGUCGGACGGAAGAUUCUCUUGAUGUCAAUCAAGUGGAUGGUAAUCUGGUUGCUAAGUUGGUAGAAGGUGCUUUUGCUGCUUACAGACGUUUCCUUGUGUUAUUGAGCGAUACUUUAAGUAAGGAAGCAGAUGCUUCUGUAGCUAAGCUAUUGUUUUCUGACUUAGUGACUUCUUGUGGGUGGGGAAUGAAAAGAUUGAAGUUGUUAUUCUGCAGUGUCUUCUCUCAUCUUUCUAAUUUAUCUGUUGGUGAUGAAAAUAUCAUUAGUUUACUUGUGGACCGAUUGAGUGACACAGAUCUAGUCAGUGUGCAGUUUGAAAUAGGUUUGAAAAAGUUCUGCAUCUUCGGAGAGGACACUGAGAAUAUUUUGCAUUUGAUUAAGAUCUCUAUCAAUUGGGGCUUUGUGGAACAGCAGAAGUUCUGGGGCUUGAUGAGAUCGGAGCUGGCAGUCUCCAAGGUUCAGGUGGAUAGGCUAGUCCGGGAUUUCUUCUGCCUAGGUGUCUUAGAUCCAAAUGUACAUUCCAUUGCAGUAGGAGGACUUCUGAUGCUGUCUAGCUGUUGUGCUCCUACACCUGAGCUUGUUGGUGCAGUGAUGUCAUUAGCUGAUGAUCCCUUCCUGGACUUCUCUGCGACAAUCUUGGCUAGUUGGUCUGUCUCAAAUGCCCAAAUGUUAUUUAAUAGCUUCGCUAAAUAUUUGGAAAAAAUCAACAAGAAGAAUGGUCAUUCUAUCUCUUCUAUUUCUGGUGGGAUUAGAGUUAACCACUCUACCAUUUUGAAGUUCUUGAAUUUUCUCAACAAACAAGGGUUGGAAAGCAUUAACCAUCUGAACAACUCACCUGUAAAUAUUCCGGAAAUAAAAGCCAAAUUAUCAGAGGUAGCAGCGGCUCACAACAAUAGAUGAUUGCUCUGUCAGUAACAGGUGAAUUUCUUGGUUACCAUUGCAGUCUGUGGUUGGAGGUUGACAUUCCAUCCAACUGAGUUGAUUUGAGGUGUUUUCCUUCUCAUUUGUGAGUGGCAGUUAAAAUGUUCUUAUCUGCAAUACCUCUUCCGUUUGACUGCAACAUCAAUGAUGACAUGAAUCUUGUUGAGAUCUGUGGUAUAAAGGCCAGUAAGAAAUGAUGGUUGUAUGAUUUUAUCAGACUUGAAUCUUGUUGAGAUCUAUGGUAUGGCAAUAAGAAAAGGGUUUUAUCAACCUUUUUUCCCACCUUUUCUGUUGUUUUCAUCAUUUUAUUUGUAUGUCACUUUUUUCUGUUUAGUACCAAUCAGUGCUGGCUUUGUUCAUUCAUCCUUUAAUAAUUAAUAAUUAAUAAUAGGCUAUGAAUUAUUGAAUAAUUAUGCAGAUAUCCAUGCUAUUGUACAUUUGAAGAAUUUUAUUCGGUUAGGCUACCUGAUUCAAUAUUUAAAAACACAUUUGGAUAGAAAAAAAAACCUGUUCCCAUUGUUUUCAGUACCUUUUGGCUCAAGCUGUCCCAGGCAUUUGUUGCUUGAGAGUUGAGACAAAACUUGCAAGGUCUCUGAUUGUUCAUUGAUUUCCAACUCCUCUGAAUCCAGAGCUGGAGCUGUCAAGCCUGAUGAGGUAAUGCCAUCUUUCUUGGCAUUAUUCCUGUUGACACAGAUUGAACUAAGCAAACCAUAGUUUUAGUGGAUCUGUUUGAUUUGCUUCCAGAUAGCUUCUGGCUUUAAAGCAGCCACUCUGCAAACAAUGGGUUUUAAUCUUCUGAGUGGAUGAAAGGGAAUUGAGUACAAUGGCCACCAUGAUUUCACGAUGUACCUAUUCUGUUUCGCAAUGUCACUGGUAUUUGCUUUGUUGCCUACUGAGGUUGGAUCUGUGAUAAGCAUGGGCCUUAAUGAUUCCCAUGAAUUUUUCCAUGAUCCUUCUAUGAAAACAAGGUGCUGUCAUACUCGCCUAAGGCAUAAAAGGUUGAGGUUAUAAUACGAGAAAAUAGCACAUUUAUGGUCCAGUCUUGCCGGUCAAGUGAGGAAGAGCCUAUCAGUUACACCAAUAGCAGAUGGUGGUGGCUGUUUCUUUAGUUUGAGUGUUGUCAAUAACAACCUGAAAACGAAUGACCGUCUUUCUGUUCCUAUUACAAGUGCCGAGUUUGCAGUGAUUUGCACAACUUGCAGUCAGUUCAUCUUGCCUCAUCUGAUGGGCUGGAGUCAGUACUCCAGAGAGCUGACAAGCAGUCAAAAAUUAUCUGGAUACAACAAUCAACUGAAAAACGUCAAUCACCCUCCGGUUACACCAGUCAGCUGCCAA